AAAGUGGGAGCGCGCGCGCGCGCGUGCAGUGGCAGUGUAGACAAAUAGACAGACUGUUACGCCCUCUAAAACACUGUCAGAGCCACAUUUACUUCGGUAAACUUCCUCAAAUAUGCCGUUAAGCCAUUAACUUCCUCUCUAAGGAGUGAACACAACUCACGUCCUAAAGACCUCAGCAACUAACUUCCACAGCAGCGGGAUUACGGUCCUCAAAGCAUCUGAUAUGUUUGACUGCUGAAGUCGAGUGGUCACCUUUUUAUCAUGCAGAGCAUCAAGUGUGUGGUGGUGGGGGAUGGAGCAGUGGGUAAAACCUGCCUACUCAUCUCGUACACGACCGGCGCGUUCCCCAAAGAGUACAUCCCCACCGUGUUCGACAACUACAGCUCCCAGAUCGGCGUAGACGGCCGCACCAUCAGCCUCAAUCUGUGGGACACCGCGGGCCAGGAGGAGUACGACCGCCUUCGCACGCUGUCCUACCCUCAGACCAACGUCUUCAUCAUCUGCUUCUCCAUCUCCAGCCCCCCGUCCUACGAGAACGUCAAGCACAAGUGGCAUCCCGAGGUGACACACCACUGUCCCAGCACACCCAUCCUGCUGGUGGGGACCAAGAGCGAUCUUCGCAAUGACGCGGAUGUGCUGAAGAAGCUCAAGGAGCAGAACCAGGCGCCCAUCUCGCAGCAGCAGGGUCAGGCUCUGGCUCGCCAAAUCCACGCCGCCAAGUACCUGGAGUGCUCGGCGCUCAGCCAGGACGGCAUCAAGGACGUGUUUGCGGACGCAGUGCGCGCCUUCCUCAGUCCUCAGCCUGUGGCUGCCAAGAAGCCCUGUAUACUCCUCUGAAAAUACAGAGGAUAGAGGUAUUUGAAUUGAAUUACACACAGGAAUGCAUAGAAUGUUACUGAAUGUUUGGAGUGGAGAACGGUGACCAGAAAUCGGUGAAAUUAGAGAAAUACAAGAUCAAGAAAAAAAAUACACUGUAUUGAGAUCCCUACUUUUUUCAUAAAUGUUUUCAUUUUUGCUUGUAAGCAAAUACUUGGUUUUAUGUGGAGAGAGUGUUUUUUUUUUUGGAUGGGAAUUCAUAAGACCACUAAACAGUUUGAUACCUCGCAGGCAGGAAUACAUAAAAUACAGGAAGUAAACACUUAUAUUUCAGUGAAAAGGGGUUUUAGUUCAUUUUUAGUGUUUGGAGACUUUUGGUUAAUGAAGGUUUUUUUCUUUUUCUUUUAUUAUUUACAAAACACAAUCUGAGAAUAUAUAUAGCACUUAUUAUAUUUUUUAUUAUUACAUUUGUUCUGUGAUUGAGGACAGGCCUUUUGUAUAAAUAGUGACAUUAUCUAUGAUAUCGAAUGAGCCAUUCACACAGAAUACGUUCUGCUUUUAAAAACGCGAGCCACAGCUAAUUUCGCAAGAAAGCAGGGUAGCGCUUUUAAAAGUUGAACUUCCUAUCUUUAAAACACGGCGAUUGAGUGUGAAGACGCUGUAACAGCAGAAACAAUAGAGUGCACCAGACCAUGAUGUAUUUUUCCCAUAUGGAUUUUAAAAAAGUAUUCAUUAAAACGUAAUAAGCCAUGAACCAAACCAAUUAGCAACAAGGUGAAUCACAAAAUUACAAACUUUCAGAGUUUU
Pimephales promelas (fathead minnow) is the source of this 1623-nucleotide messenger RNA. Lineage: Eukaryota; Metazoa; Chordata; Actinopteri; Cypriniformes; Leuciscidae. The record is from RefSeq and is a predicted model, not a curated record.